GCUUGACGCCGACACGUCUCGAUGAAUCUGUUGCUGAAGUAACUUUGGAGCACAAUCUGAGGCGCAAUUGGAGGCCUGCGUUUAAUCGAGUGAUGCAUUUCCAGGAGUGGUUACGGUCACUUCGCUCCAGCGCUAGACUCAAGGGUCCCGAAUCCGAAAACCUGUGGAGUCUUUUGCCGUCUCUGCCCCUGUCCUCCUUCUCCCUGCCCUCUCUGUCCCCCUCCUCUCUGCUGGGCAUCGGCGCUGUGGCCUCUCUCACUGCGUACUGGCUGGUGACUCGACCUCGACCCAUGCUCCCUCCCUGCGAUCUGCAAGCCCAGUCUGUGGCUGUGAAUGGAGAUCCCAGCUGCAGGCGAUCGGCUCUUCUUAAAGAUGACUCACUGAUGGAGUUUUACUACGAUGACACAAGGACGGCCUUUGACAUGUUCCAGAGAGGAGUGAGGAUUGCAGGAAACGGCCCGUGUCUGGGCUUCAGAAAGCCGGGGCAGCCUUACCAGUGGAUCUCCUACGCUGAGGUGACUGAGCAGGCGCAGGUGCUGGGCUCCGGGCUGUUGGCCAAAGGCUGCCAGCCGAACCCGCAGCAAUUUGUGGGGAUAUUUGCACAAAACAGACCAGAGUGGAUCAUCUCGGAGCUGGCCUGCUACACGUACUCCAUGGCGGUGGUGCCUCUGUAUGACACACUGGGGCUGGAGGCCAUGGUCCACAUACUCACCCUGGCGGAGAUCUCUCUGGUGAUCUGCGACCGGGAGGAGAAGGCUGCAGCUUUGUUGGAGAACAAGGAGGCGGGCGUGACCCCAAAGCUCUCCUGCUUGGUUCUCUUCAACGAUUUCAGCAACGCGUUUGUUGAGAGGGCAAAGAACUGCUAGGUGGAGGUUUUGAAACUGGAGCAGCUUCAUGGCAGAACCCUCAAAGAUCCUGUGCCGCCCCAGCCUCAGGAUCUGGCCGUGGUUUGCUUCACCAGUGGAACCACAGGAAAGCCCAAGGGAGCCAUGAUCACCCACGGCAACAUCGCCUCCAACACUUCCUCUGUCAUUAAGAUCCUGGAGGGUUCGUUUGUGAUCCGACAAGAGGAUGUGUCUAUCUCUUACCUGCCGCUUGCCCACAUGUUUGAGAGGAUGAUUCAGAUCUCUAUGUUCUGCCAUGGGGCCCGAGUAGGAUUCUACCAAGGCGACAUUUCCCUUCUCAUGGAUGACAUUAAAACUCUCAAACCUACCUUCUUUCCUGUUGUGCCUCGUUUACUCAAUCGCAUCUAUGACAAGAUCCUGGGUUCGGUGACCUCCCCGUUACGACGGGCUUUGCUUCACUACGCCGUGAGGAGAAAGCAGGCUGAGCUCAGCAGUGGCGUUGUACGCAACAACAGUCUGUGGGACAAACUGGUGUUCAACAGGAUUCAGGCCAGUUUAGGAGGUAAUCUGCGGUUCGCCCUGACUGCCUCGGCACCCAUCUCCCCCACUGUGCUGUCCUUCCUCAGAGCCACUCUGGGCUGUCUGAUCUUUGAGGGUUACGGCCAGACAGAGUGCACCGCCGGCUGCACCUUCUCCAUGCCGGGGGACUGGGAUGCCGGUCAUGUAGGGGCUCCUUUGCCCUGUGCCAAGGUGAAGCUGAUAGAUCCUGAUAUGAACUACUACGCUAAGAACGGCGAUGGAGAGGUGAGAUCUGUAAUAAGUGGCCCCAGUGUGUUCAGAGGUUACCUGAAGGACCCAGAAAGGACGGCUGAAGCCUUGGACAGCGACGGCUGGCUGCACAGUGGGGACGUGGGCCAGUGGCUUCCAAACGGGACGCUUCGCAUCAUUGACAGGAAGAAGCACAUCUUCAAGUUGUCCCAGGGAGAGUACAUCGCUCCAGAGAAGAUAGAAAAUGUCUACGUGCGUUGUGUUCCUGUGCUCCAAGUGUUCGUGCACGGAGAUAGUUUAGAGUCGUAUCUCAUAGGCAUAGUCGUACCUGACCCUGAGGUGUUUGUCAGCUGGGCUAAAGACCGAGGAUUUGUGGGAUCCUAUGAAGAGCUGUGCCAGAAUCCUGAUUUAGAGAAUGCGGUUUUAGAGGACAUGAAAGCUGUAGGGAAGGAAGCAGGGCUGAAGUCCUUUGAACAAGUGAAGGACCUUCACUUGCAUCCAGAGACGUUCAGCAUCGCCAACGGCCUUCUCACCCCCACACUGAAAAGUAGACGCGCUGACAUCCGCAGAACCUUUCAGGAACAAAUAUCGAGCAUGUACAGCAAGAAAGCCUUUUGAUGGACGCCACACACACCAAGGUUACUGGCGUCCAAUAAGAGAUAACACAAAUGGAACCGGGACCCGGGAGAAGAGAAAAGUCCAAUCCUAUACGUCCAGCAGUGCCUUAUUUGAAAUAUACAACUGUAUAUCAUUUGGAAUAUUGGUAUUUUGCCUCAAAUAAGUUUUAAUUCAAAUCCACCUCCUGCACAUGUGUGUAAUAUCUUAACUUCACGUGAUUGGGACCAAACCACUUUUUGUUUUAAAUUCCAAUCUCACUGUUGUCUUUGUCACUAAUUCAGUUAUUUACUGGGACAUUUUACUGAUGCAUAAAUUAUUGUAUAGUUGUAGAGAUAAACAUCCGAAGGUUAAGAAGCAAUGUGCAGAAGAUGUUAAGUUAGACAUUUAAUUCACACGGCCCUGAUUUUAAAGGGACAUUGAUACUCAUAGAACUUGCGUUAACUGUAGGUUUAGGUGCUUGGGCCCUUGUUAAGCUUUUCAUGAACACUCUUGAUCGUAGCUUGUCGGUUGUGUAUUUUUCAUAUUGGUUUAGAAAGAUUUCAUAAACCAGUGAGCAUGUCAUCCAUCACCUAAACUUAAACCAUUAACUAUAAGGGGUUCAACUAGCAUGGAUUUGUUUUACGAAAUGGCUGAACAGUACAUGCUGCUUAUGAGAUUCACUGACAGGACACCGACUAAUUCCAGUAAA
Cyclopterus lumpus (lumpfish) is the source of this 2919-nucleotide messenger RNA. RefSeq names its product acyl-CoA synthetase long chain family member 2 (gene acsl2). Gene Ontology annotation, molecular function: arachidonate-CoA ligase activity. Gene Ontology annotation, cellular component: endoplasmic reticulum; membrane. The record is from RefSeq and is a predicted model, not a curated record. NCBI's taxonomy places the organism in Eukaryota, Metazoa, Chordata, Actinopteri, Perciformes, Cyclopteridae. Gene Ontology annotation, biological process: long-chain fatty acid metabolic process; long-chain fatty-acyl-CoA biosynthetic process; very long-chain fatty acid metabolic process.